AUGUUGUUGACCAGUUCUUCUGAAGGGAUCCUCCUUAAGCAAGGAGACCGCGUUCUUCAAGUCUCUGAGUCUGAAGUGACGAUCGUCACUGGUAAAUCGCUUGAUGGGUCCAAAUGUCAAGAAAUUGAUGGGAUUUUGGGGUUAAUCGAAUUGAAGGUUGGGAAAUACCUUAUAUCCAUCAACAGAUCCGAAUCUGUGGGAAAGAUCUUGGAUAAUGAGAUCUUCAAAGUGGUCAGCACCUCUGUUGUUCCAUUGGGUAACUACUCUACUUACAAUAAAGAUGAACAUGCGUAUCUUGACUUGAUCAGAUUCCAAUUAGAUAGCAGUAACUUGUAUUACUCCCCUACUUAUGACUUGACUAACUCCAUGCAACGCAACUUCGUCAAGAACUUGACCGUCACCAUUGGCUCUUUGGACAAGCGUUUCUUUUGGAACGAAUUUUUGAACAAGGAUUUGCUCAACGAGUACGCCAAAGAUAAGAAUUACGGUGCUUUUAUCACCCCAGUGAUAUCGGGGUACGCUAAGGUUCUUCAAGAAAAUGUUAAUGGCUCUGAUGUUUCCUUUGCCUUGGUCACCAGAAGAAAUAAGUUUAGAGCAGGUACUCGUUAUUUCCGUCGUGGUAUUGAUGCUAAAGGUAAUGUCGCCAAUAACAACGAAACUGAACAACUCUUGAUGUACAAGAACACUGUGCAAAGUUACUUGCAAACCAGAGGGUCAGUUCCUGUGUACUGGUCGGAAAUUAAUAACUUGAAAUACAAGCCAAAGUUAGCAAUUUCUAAAACCUCCCCAGUUGAAGCGGCAACCCUCCAUUUUGAUGAACAAGUGUCAUUAUACGGUGAUAAUUAUUUGGUCAAUCUCGUUAAUCAAAAAGGUUACGAAUUGCCAGUUAAAAAAGCGUAUGAGAACAUUGUUGAAAAACUUGAUAAUGAUAGACUCAACUACAUUUACUUUGAUUUCCACCACGAAUGCCGUAAAAUGCAAUGGCACAGAGUUAACUUGUUGAUUGAUAGACUUAAAGACCUUGGCAUGAAGCGCAAUGAUCACUUUUUUGGCACCAUUGACAAAGAUGGCGUUACCACAUUAAGAGAGCAACUGCAUGUCGUUAGAACCAAUUGCAUGGACUGUCUUGAUAGAACCAACGUUGUUCAAUCCACAUUGGGUCGUUACUUCUUACAAAGUCAAUUGGAACAAUUAAAUCUCCUUAAGGAAGGAGAAAAAUGGGAAUCCAACAAAACUUUCAAUUUGGAGUUCCAAAACUUUUGGGCUGAUAAUGCUGAUGCCGUCAGUUCUGUCUACUCUGGUACCGGUGCUUUGAAGACUGACUUCACCAGAACAGGUAAAAGAACUAGAAAGGGGGCGUUAAAUGACUUGAACAACUCAUUGACUCGUUAUGUUAAAAACAACUACAAAGAUGGUGCUAGACAAGAUUCUUUUGAUUUGAUUUUAGGCGAGUUUGUUCCUGCUAAAGUCCCGUACUCACCAUUCACUGACAAUAGAUUGUAUCAAUUCCGAUAUAUUUUGAAAUUAUUUUUGUUUUUUAUUUUUUUGCUCAUUGCUUUAUUCUUAAAAUCCCUUGUUUAUGGAUUGCAAGCAAAGCAACACGUUUUAGCUGCAAUCGCUGUUGUUGGGAUGUUGUUUUCUGCCAUUUACAUGUUUUCUAAUGGUUUACAGGUUGUUGACUGGCCAAAAUUGAAACCACUAGACUAUUUGAAAAAGGAACCAGUUUAUUCUAAAAAGAAAUUUAUUGGUAACAAAUUUACUAGAAACACAGAAUACUGA
Molecule: messenger RNA, 1779 nt
Organism: Saccharomycopsis crataegensis
Lineage: Eukaryota; Fungi; Ascomycota; Saccharomycetes; Ascoideales; Saccharomycopsidaceae
Product: phosphatidylinositol-3-phosphatase
Exons: 1
Coding region: 1-1779 (592 amino acids)
Biological process (GO): phosphatidylinositol dephosphorylation
Cellular component (GO): endoplasmic reticulum
Molecular function (GO): phosphatidylinositol-4-phosphate phosphatase activity
Source: RefSeq, a predicted model, not a curated record